Molecule: messenger RNA, 834 nt
Organism: Prunus mume (Japanese apricot)
Lineage: Eukaryota; Viridiplantae; Streptophyta; Magnoliopsida; Rosales; Rosaceae
Source: RefSeq, a predicted model, not a curated record
AUGGCACGGUGUUCCCCCGAUGUCAAGCUUUUGUUUGUGCAAGCACUGAAGCAAAGCGGAGAGAUGGUUGCUGUCACUGGAUAUGUCACCGAAGAUGCUCAUGCACUACAUCAGGCCGACAUUGGUCUUGCUAUGGGUAUCCGAGGGACUGAAGUUGCUAAAGAGAGUUCGGAUAUAAUUAUCUUGGAUGACAGUUUUGCUACGUGUGUAAAGGCUUUCAAAUGGGGGCAAUCUGUACAUGCAAAUAUUAUCAAGUUUAUGCAAUUGCAGCUUACAGUCAAUGUUGUAGCACUAACUACCAAUUUCAUGGCGGCAGUUUUCUAUGGUUGUGUCCCAUUAAAUGCUGUUCAGCUUCUCUGGGUGAACCUACUCAUAGUAGCUCUUGUACCACUGUCAUUGGUUACUAAACCUCCAGCAGAUGAACUGAUGCCGGGACUCCUUGUCAAACCCGGACAACCUCCUAAAAGAUAUGUAAAGUGGAAGAGACUGCUUGUUCAGGUCCUGUACCAAAUUGUUGCCAUUCUUAUCAUCAAUUUUCAAGGACGGAGUUUACUGAAAAGUUAUAACCGCGGUCAUGCCAUCAAAGUGAAGAACACAAUGAUAUUUAAUACAUUUGUUGUUUGUCAAAUUAUCCAUCAAAUGGAAGCUCGAAAGAUGGAUAUACUAUCAAAGCCUAAGAUGUGGAUUACUUCAAACUAUCUCUUUAUGGGAAUGGCCGGAACAAUUCUCACAAGUCAGUUCAUCAUCAUUGAGUUUCUAGGGAAAGCGUUCUCCACAGUGGCGCUUAACCAGAAAGAGUGGCAGUUUUCCCUCACUCUUGGGUUUGUCGAGUAA